This is a messenger RNA of Amoebophrya sp. A120, 2988 nucleotides long. The record is from the annotation of a GenBank genome assembly. Lineage: Eukaryota; Dinophyceae; Syndiniales; Amoebophryaceae.
GGUAAACCCGGCGCUGAGCCCGCAGCAAAGUGACGUUCUCUGGAUGGACUUCGCACCGCCGCAGCCGCACUUGGAGCGGGUGGCGAACGAAGGUAUCACCAUAAUCCCCUUCCGUCCUUGCGAUUUGCUGGUUCACUGGGGGCAGCUGCUGUUCGAAUUCGUAGCGCUUCCCCCUGGAGCCAGUUUUUUCAAAAAGAACGAAAAAUCCUAUGAUCGUGCCCGCCCGCCGGAUGAGGGAGACGACAGUAAAGCACGUCGCGAGUUGCUUAUCCAGAUGAAAGGAGCCUGCUUUCCCUACGGCGCUCGCUGGUACCAGUGGUUUUGGAGGAAAAUGUAUCGCAAGGAAAAAUCCCCCCUCCCCAUAUUGAGGAAGUAGGUUUUCGAAAAUUUGUGUUGCUGAUUUGAGGUCACAAAUCACGUUUGUGUUGCAAGAAGACAAGGGCAGCAGCUUCCGUCCCAUUAUGGAGGCGGUUUGUCAUGCUGUUGAGCCAACAUCACGGACGCUUUUCAUGCUAAGUGCCUAAGUCAAAGCCUCUCUACUCCGGCUUGAUAUUGGUCUGCAGUCCUCUCCAGCAAGACAAAUGCGAUUUGUGUACUCAAAUACAGCAACACAAAUUUCGCUUUCGAUAUGGGGAGGGGGCAUUUUUCCUCACAAUAAAAUGCGUCUAGAGAACGUCAAACUCCUCAUCGCGGACGUGCUGCACACCUGGAACCCGGCCCACGUGCUGCAUAUCCGCAGCGAAAGCGACGACAUUCCCGUGGUUUUGUGGGGCGGCAACGUCAAAGACGGCCUGAAACACCUCGAGGACUACAACAGGGCGGCGAAAAACUCGGGGUGGCAAAAGGACCCGCACGGCAUCGCCUACAGGAUUCUGCGCUCCCCGCGCCUGAUCAACCAUUUCCUGCCGGUGGUUGACCAGCUUCCUCAGGACGGCGAAACCAGACCACGCAGUGCGGAGAUGGUAAUGGAAAAAGGCAAUUCUAACAAAACCAUUUCUGCGCGAAACGCACUAGGAACUUGCGCUGGUGCCAACGGCGUGUAUUGCAGGCAGGAACAUCUGCAAACACUAAACCCUGCUGCUGGCACUCAGGAGCUUAGUUCUGGCCCAUCUUCGACCCCUGCAGGGGAACCGCAAGCAUGGGACACAGCGUCUUCCACGCCGACAUCCAGCACGUUUCUCGAUUGGCCGGCACGACCGGCACCCGACGCAGAUGCUAUCGCGAAACGAUUCACGGUUCGCGACGCGCGCUCGGCGCAGCCGAUCUCGGCACCUUUUGCGCUCGUCACCGAGCUAUCAAAUGUAAAAAUGUCUGGGUCUGGAAGAUUCUGAGAUUUGUCAUGCAUGUUUUGCAUGACCCAGGACGUCUAUAAUGCACGACCGCGCAUCACAGAUUUUGAGAGGGCUUCCUGAUGCCUACUCCGCAUGACAAACGCCCUCCCCGCGUAGCACAAAGCAGACUCCUCUUGCUGGUCAUGCAAUACAGAUUUUUCUAGAGUCCAAAGUUAGCAUCACCAGUUGCAUUCUUCCAGACCCAGACAUUUUUACAUUUGAUACGAGCAGCCUGUGGAGGCGGAGGUUGAAGAUCAUGCAGCCCUCGACCCCAAGCGCAAGAUUGUUUCGCCGCUUCUUCGAGAAAUGGAGAAUCUGAUGCGCGAAUCAGCCUUCGACGCUCUAGUCUACGUCUCCUGGGGCACCCAAAGCACGAUCGAGUUUACCGACACUGGGCUGCGCUAUCUAUUCGACGAAUUCACCAAACUUCCUCGUGUGCUAUUCUGCAUGGUGGUCAGGGAAGUGGUGUAUGCGCGGCUUCUGUCGGACGUUCCUACGUCCCUGCCGUCGAACGUGCGCCUCAUCCCGGGGCAGGCCCCACAGGCAGAACUUUUUCGCCACUUUGGACGGUGGAGAAAGAAGUACUCAGAUAAAAAUCUUCUUCACAGCGGCGCCAACAACAUCAAAUUUGCAUUCUUGUCCCACUGCGGAACCGGUGGACUGUCCGAGGCCGUUGGUUUUUCUGUGCCGACGCUCUGCGUCCCCUUCAUGAAUGACCAGCCAGCAAACUGCGAGCUCCUCGACACGUACAACCUCGGCCGCUGCGCUGCGCAUUUCGCGGUCGCCCUCAUUACCGCUUCGCACAAGGAUGGACUCGCAGAAGAGAGUUUUUCUUGUGAAGUCGCAAACCCGCUCUCCACUGGCGGCGCCAGGGAGAGCGGUCAAAUGCCGCCGCCUAACAUUUCUCCACCCGUUCAUGUCGACUCUGAAGGGAGUGGAAGCUAUGUGGCCAGCGGUGAGCGCGAAAAUUUGUGCGGCGAUGUUGACACGAUUCACGAGAAGACGCAUACCGACGGCUUUGGUUACGGUGGCCAGAGCGAGACAAGGUCAGGCUCUGCUCUGCCAUAUGUUUCUUUCCUUGGAAUGCCUUCUGCCGAGCUUCUGCACCCGACAGUCGCCGAGGAACUAAAGGCUCUUUGGGACUACAACCUCUCCGAAAACCUGCGACCAGUGUUACCCCGACUGCGGCCGCGCAAGGGGAAGCAGGAGAUCCUGUUGACGAGGUCUGCUGCAGAUCAAGAGCCGCACGUAGGAAUAUGCUGUUGGAAGAACACAACCACUACUACCCUGGGUACCAAUCCGGUUCUUGGUACCAACAACGCCACUUCGACAUCUUCGCUGUGGGUAACGACAUUUUUCGACAACCCCCGUAUCGGCUGCGCGGGCGGGGUGCUGGCAACAGAGCUGAUGAAUUUGUUAAAUGAUGAAACGUAUGAAAGCAUUGUCGCCGCGCUUCACGAAAACGCGGAAGUCCUAGCUAGAAAAACGUUAAAUCGCAACACUGAAGUCGGGCCGCUGCUGGAGCAUUUUCUACAUGUUGCUGAAGAACAAAAAAUCGUCGAGCGCGAACAAAAAGAACUUUGGAAAAUGAUGCUAGCUCUCAGCACGAAUGAGGAUGAUGAACACGCUUUCGACCCCGAUUAGCGCCCUUGCAUGA